UAGAAGCAGCAGGACGUCAGGGCGCAUGCGCAGUGUUUGAAAGCGAUGGCGGCGAUCACGGAAGAGGCGAUUCGGGAGAGAGUCAAUCUGCGGCAUCAGAACCUCGCUGAUGUCCGAUCAUUGUCUCUUCCUGGAACUUAUCAUGAAAAGAUUACUCAUUUAGGAAAUUCUCUGAAAAAUUUCACUCGCCUAAAAUCCUUAGACCUCUCUCGCAAUGCAUUGGUUAGCUUGGAGGGUAUUCAGCAUCUCAUAUUUUUAGAAAAGCUCAAUCUCUAUUACAAUCACAUUUCAUCACUAUCAGAAAUAUUUCGACUUCAUAGUUUAACUGCUCUCAAGGAUGUGGACCUCCGUCUGAACCCUGUAGUUAAAAAUGAGUCUGAUUAUCGUCUUUUUGUUGUGCACAUGCUUCCUAACCUUAGACGAUUAGAUGAUCGACCAGUGAGAGAUAGUGAACGAAAAGCAUCCCUUUUGCAUUUCACCACAGAUCAUGCAUUUGAGUUAAAAGAUUCUUCACCAACAGCAAAAGUGAAUGAAAUUGAAAGAUCUGGCCAGCCACGGAUAGCAUAUAUUAACUCCAUGUCAAGGAAGUGUUCAGUGAUGGAUGAAGAAGAUGAAGCAGUGCUAAACUUAAUUACAAAGUGUGAAUGGGACUUGAGCAAACCUCUUGGAAUAACAGGAUCUGCUAAAAAGGACCCUGAAGUAGAAUUUCACAGUUUACAAAGUAUUCGCAAUAUUGAAGAUAAUGUUGGCAUUACUAUGAAUAGGAAAUCUGAAACCAGACCCAUCAGCCUACAAAUGCGGAAGCAACAAGCAAAUAUGCCUAUGGAUGUUAGUUCAGAAACCAGAAACGCAUUGAAAGUUCAGGAAACGGACGAAGAGUACAGAAGUUUGCCUGAUUGUUCACCAACUCUGCCUGUUGUACAUAAUACCAUUAAGCAAGGGAAUGAGAAAAGGAAAAAUAGUACCAAAGUUACAUUUUCAGACAAUAAGAGUCAAGAUCUUCCUAAGAGAGACCCUAAUCUGAAAUUUCAAGAUGAGGCUGAAUCUUAUAAAAAAAUUACAACCCAUGCCAAUUUCACACCCCAUCCAGACUCUCAAGAAAUUUCUUCUCCAGUCCUCUCCUCUCCAAAGAUGCAUACACAGGCUCAGAAGAUUUUUAAUACAUUAUCAGCAUCUAGAUUACUUUGCAAUAGAACAUCACAUAAUGGAGGAAACCAACCAGUUCAGAACCAAACUUACUCUGCAGCUUUGCAGAAAAAUAAUGGACAACCUAAUGUUAGUGUGAAUGUGUCUAAACAAGAAACAAUGCAAGAGAGUGGGAGAAACCAUCCUCCUUCCAUUCAGGAACCUGGACCUGAAGAGCAAAGGCCAAAUAGCAAAACUACAGAUGUCAGAGAGGUGUUCGAAACGCAUCAAGUAGCAACUCAGUCAGCUAAUAAACAUCUGUAUGAAGCAACACCUAUGGAACAUCUUCUGGACUUAGUAGACAAAUAUUGGAAUGGUUACAAAUCACUCCACUGCAAUGAGAAAUUUCUUUCUCAGGCAGGACUUGUUUUGUCUGCAAUGCAGAAAUCUGCACCUGCGGAUCAACAAAAAGAUUCUGCAACAAUGUGUCAGGAGGUGAAUAAUCUGCUUGUAGAGAAAAAGACUUUACAAAGUCCUUUGUCUGAACAAGAUCAGCAAUACAACAUAAAGAUUAACAGUCUGAUGUCAGAACUGAGCAACUCUCGAAAAGACAUGGAUAUCUUGAAGCAACGUUUAGACCAGUUGUUGGAAGAGAACACUAACUUAAAAGCUCAUCUGUUAAAUGUGGAACAGAAUGUGAAAAAUGCAGACAGUUCUAGUUCAUUACAUUUGCAACUUACUGAUCUGCAAAACGAGAAUCAACAGUUAAGAAGUGAAAACAUCAACUUGAAACAGCGUCUUCAGCACUAUGAUCAGAUUCAGGAGCUCACAGAGAUGUUGCAGGAAAGUCACAGAACUUUGGUUUCUACCAAUGAGCAUCUCCUGCAAGAAUUAGCAGAGACACGUAUACGGCACAGGACUGAAGUUGAGCAGCUACACUGGAGUUACAAUCAGUUAAAAAAAACAAUGGAUAAACAUCCUCAUAGCAACAUGGACAACAGCAGGUGUUAGUGACAAUCCAAGGAAGUUUAUUGUAAAUGAUUUAUAAGAGGUGACACCCUUGAGUUUAUCUGACUGUGUGAGUAAACAUUUACAACUGCACCAUGAGUUGAUGUCUUUGAUACCUUUUAUUUAUUCAAAAUUGUUUUUCUGUCGUUAUGCAUAUGAAUUGUUCAGCAGAGAUUUCUCCAGAACAAAUCUUCACUUUCUUUUUUACAGAAACAUGGAUGUGCAUGAUGGCAAUUUAAACCCAGUCAGAAAUUUUGGUUGAGCACUUUCAGUCCAGAACUCAGGGCUACCUAAAGCUAAAUGUGAGUUCAAAUUUAGAACUAUUAUUUUGAAAUCAGAACCUUAAGUGCCAAUGGCUGAGUUAGUUCACAAGGACAUAGCUCAUAUUUUUAUAUAUAAAUGUAGUAUAACGUAAGUUGAAUUAUAGCACUGAUUUGUACUUAUGCGCUGGGUACUGCUGUCCAUAUUAUCAAAUGUAAUAUUAAACAUGGUUUAGAAGGGAAACUUUUUAGGGAAAUAGAAAAUAUUCACUGCUUGCUCUUUCAAUUCCACUGUGGGUGAGCACCUGUAACAAGAGGUGAAACUUUACAAAGAAUGUAUCUGUGAUAGUCCUUUGGCCUAUGUGUGAUUGAUAGUAACUUUAGUUAUUCCAUUACAAAUAACACUAUCAAAUAUUUUCCCUAAA
Messenger RNA from Trachemys scripta elegans, 2818 nucleotides. It is a transcript of the gene CEP72, whose product is annotated as centrosomal protein 72. The coding region runs from base 46 to 2136 and encodes 696 amino acids. Gene Ontology annotation, molecular function: protein binding. The record is from RefSeq and is a predicted model, not a curated record. NCBI's taxonomy places the organism in Eukaryota, Metazoa, Chordata, Testudines, Emydidae. The transcript has 14 exons.